Molecule: messenger RNA, 1801 nt
Organism: Heterobilharzia americana
Lineage: Eukaryota; Metazoa; Platyhelminthes; Trematoda; Strigeidida; Schistosomatidae
Source: the annotation of a GenBank genome assembly
AUAUAUUGUGCCAAUAAUUAGCUAUCAUUAUUCCGUUUAUUUGAAUAUAAUUUCGUCGAUCAAAAUCGACACUGUUAUUGUCAUGUGAAGUGUAUGAAAUAAUUAAAUGUAGCUGAUUUUAUCAGUCGACCUUAAAUGCAAAAGGCAUGCUUAGUUGGAAUAACUGUUAUGAUUUAUUUAAACUUAAGUUUUACCGAACUUCGAGACCACUUAAUCCUUUGGGAUGCCAGUAAUUGGAGGUUUAAAAGAAACCAUAAUGAAAUCUAUGCCAACGAAGGUGAUAAUCUUAUUUUUAUCUGUCCACCAAACCGAACAUUUUCUCAAAAUCUCUACUGGACAGAUGAUCCCCGUGUACAAUUGGAAUGUAACGAAACAUUGCCCAUAAAGGUUGUCAAACUUCUGGAUUGUUUCGAUGACAGUUCAGUGUCAGAAUUCGUACUUAAAGUUAGCAAAUUUCCAGAAAUAGCAUUACUUCCAAGUUUUCAUCAAAAUUUUCCUGUACAUUUUGUCGCUCAAUCCGUUAUAUGUCAAAAUAAUAAUUUCCGUUUGAGUGUCAAGCUGGCUACAGCAAAUGUGACUGCAACAUCUAACACACUUUCACCAAACUCAAUAUCAUCUAUCAAAAAGUCCCAGUCGAUAAGUUCUAGUGAAAAAAUUUAUAUUAGCUCACAGAAACCAUUUAUAAAUCAACCUAAAGUUCAAGAAAUAAAGCCUACACCAAACACAUCUUCAGCUGAAUAUGUCGGGCGUGAAUUGACAAAUACUAGAAGUACAGACUGGGUGGAGUAUCGAUUUCUACUUUUACCUGCGAUACUGGCAUUUUUCACAUUGAUUGGCAUGCAGAUUGUUCUUUGUAGCUUUUGGCUACCUAAUUCAAUCACGGAUAAAAUCUUCGCAUUUUUUGGCAAGUGUAGGUAUAAAAAAGAAUCAAAGCUACGAACGAAUCAUGAAAUUAUUCAUAAAGAUGAAAUAAAAAAUGGUGAUAACAUGGAUCAGAUUUUAAAAAUUUAUUCUUCUGAAGAUUUUAUGGUUACAGCGCAACCACAACAAUAUUCAUGUUGGUCUGUAUUAACUUCGGAAUCAGUUCAUUCUAACAAAGAUCAGAUGUCAAAACAAUCCUAUUCCAGUACUGACUGCUUAAUGGUCCCGAAAAAAAUAACAGGAAGUUGUGUAUUGACGAAUCACUAUAGUCAAUCUCGAUGCCAUGACCACCAAUCUCAGCGCGAAACCAAGUCACCACCGAAAGACUUAGCAGAAAAUUCAGGUGAACCAAUCAUUUUACAUGAAGCAACAGCUAUAUGCAACUGCAUUAUUCAUGCAGAUACUGACAAAAUUUUUAAUAAUCCAAGAAAUAUGUCAAAUUUAUUGAAUUGAGAAUUAAGCAGUCAAGAAAAUUGAAACUGUCAUCAAGCCAUUCCAAAACCGAUUUGCUACCAUCCAUGCCUUUUUUUCUACUCAUUCUACUCUCUUUUGCUUCCUGUAUGUUCAUGUAAGCGGACACCUUAGACCCCUCACUAAACACUAAAAAACAAAAUUAAUCAAAUGAACAUUUCCAUCUGUAUACACUGAAGUGAGGAUUAAGACGAAAUGUUCGUUUCAUGACCCACUUCCAAUGGAUGAAUGUAAAGUUAGCACAAGAAAGUUGCUGUGAAUAACUAUUCAAAUUUUCGUUGCUACAAGGUUCAUCUCUGUAAUAUUUAUUUGCGUGUUUGUAUAUUUUCUUCCAUAAAUCUACUUUUUUUACUACGGGGGGAAAUAUAAAAUUUACUGCAUGAAAUAUGUUCGUGAAAAGUUAUUAUUC